AUGGCUCCAAUGAAUCACCCGGCUCCUGUGGAAGUCGCGUACAGGAACAUGAGAUUUCUCAUUACACACAACCCAACCAGGGCAACCUUAAACGGAUUUAUAGAAGAACUUAAGAAACAUGGCGUCACCACGAUCGUAAGAGUGUGCGAAGCCACCUACGAUCCUGCUCUUGUGGAGAAAGAAGGCAUCCAGUUUCUGGAUUGGCCCUUUGAUGAUGGCUCGUCACCAUCUAACGAGAUUGUUGAUGACUGGCUAAGUCUUGUAAACAUUAAGUUUCGCGAAGAGCCUGGCUGUUGUAUUGCUGUUCACUGUGUUGCAGGUCUGGGGAGAACUCCAGUGCUUGUUGCCCUGGCAUUAAUUGAAAGUGGAAUGAAGAAUGAAGAUGCAGUGCAGUUUAUAAGAGAAAAGCGGCGUGGAGCUUUUAACAGCAAGCAACUUUUGUAUUUGGAGAAAUACCAUUCAAAAAUGCGUCUGUGCUUCCAAGACUGUAGUGGUCACAGAAAUAUCUGUUGCAUUCAAUAA
Otolemur garnettii (small-eared galago) is the source of this 522-nucleotide messenger RNA. RefSeq names its product protein tyrosine phosphatase type IVA 1-like. The record is from RefSeq and is a predicted model, not a curated record. Gene Ontology annotation, cellular component: nucleus. The transcript has a single exon. Lineage: Eukaryota; Metazoa; Chordata; Mammalia; Primates; Galagidae. Gene Ontology annotation, biological process: protein dephosphorylation. Bases 1 to 522 code for a protein of 173 amino acids. Gene Ontology annotation, molecular function: protein tyrosine/serine/threonine phosphatase activity; protein tyrosine phosphatase activity.